UCUCUUCAUUAUAAUAUCUCACCUCUGAGAGGUCUUCCCUCCUUCCACCCUCCUUGCCUAUCCGGCAUUUUCAUUCCUUCACUGACCGCAGGCGGUACAUCAUGUUCUUACCUAUACUCGUCCUCCUCCCUCUUCUCCUAUCGACCACAGGUGCCCCUGCCCCAGCAGCAGAGGCCUACAACCCCUUCUAUCCUCCAACUAUCGACCAGCCCCAGCUUGACUCAAGAGCUGCUCUAGAAGCCGCUGGCCGAGCCGCCAUCCCCGCUCAUCGUGGACGAUCGCUGUUGUUCGGUCCCAAACAUGGUCUUACCAAAAUCAUGAGGUCUCCCCUGCUGAGGAAAGCUCAAGUGAAGGGCAAACAAGGAAUAAAGAGACAAGUGCGUCGUAGAAAGUUUUGCGUUGUCGGACCAACAUCUACCGGAAGCGCCAAUGCGACGUUGAUCUCUUCAAGUCUAGACAUGAGCUCGUCUACCGGCAUGACCACGUCCGUCGGUAUGACUAGCAGCUUUGUCUUCAGUACAACAAUCCAGAGUUCGACCUUCGCCUCCCCGAUGAUUAGUUC
Tremella mesenterica DSM 1558 is the source of this 562-nucleotide messenger RNA. RefSeq lists its product as uncharacterized. The transcript has a single exon. Lineage: Eukaryota; Fungi; Basidiomycota; Tremellomycetes; Tremellales; Tremellaceae. The annotation marks the transcript as partial. The record is from RefSeq and is a predicted model, not a curated record.